UGAGAAAGUGCGGGAGGUGCAGGCAGUACAGAUUCGUGCUAUAUACGGCACUAUACGCGGCACUGUUCACGUCGUUUUGAUUAAAGAUGGAGGAGGAGACGAGUAAGGAGAAGUUCCUGUCUCGAAGACGUUCUGCCGCUCUGAAGGCCGUCACAGUCAAAGACGAGAGGGUGGCCACCCUCAAGAAGGUGGCAGCAAUAUUACAGAAAUCCGAGCUAGACAGAACAGCGGAGGAGACGGGAAUACUCGCCUCGUGCAGCGACGCGGUGAAAGAGGUUAACCUACGACAAGAAAAACGGGAUAAAAUUAAAGCAAGAUUGGAAGAAAUUGAAGAUGCACCCGAGAUUUUGGAAGAGAAAUGCAUGCGUUUGGCCGCAGCGAUUAGUAGAGCGACGUCGCUCGCGGUGUACACCGGUGCCGGUAUCAGUACGGCGGCAUCUAUACCAGAUUACAGGGGAACCAAUGGAGUCUGGACUCGCUUGCAGCAAGGAAAAGAUAUCGGGAAUCACGAUUUAAGUCAAGCCGAGCCAACGUUAACGCACAUGGCUCUUUACGCACUGUACAAGGCACGUGUCCUCAAGCACGUAGUCUCGCAGAACUGCGAUGGAUUACACUUGCGCAGCGGCAUCCCGCGCAAUCUCCUGUCCGAGGUGCACGGCAACAUGUACGUGGAAGUCUGCAGGGCAUGCAAGCCCUCCAGGGAGUAUUGGCGGCUUUUUGAUGUUACCGAGAAAACUGCGCGGUAUCAGCACGGCACGGGAAGAUUGUGCCACAGGUGUAACUCGAUGCUGCAAGACUCGAUCGUCCACUUCGGCGAGAGGGGUAAUCUACCUUGGCCGAUCAACUGGAACGGAGCGUCGAGGGCGGCGAAACAGGCGGACGUUAUACUAUGUUUAGGUUCUAGUCUGAAAGUUCUUAAGAAGUAUCCGUGGUUGUGGCAGAUGGACAGGCCCGUGCAGAAGAGGGCCUCCCUGUACAUCGUUAAUUUACAGUGGACUCCGAAAGACGAGAAUGCAGUAUUGAAAAUCAAUGGGAAAUGCGACGAAGUGAUGAAGAGGGUGAUGAGCCAUCUCGGGCUGGAAGUAACGCAGUACAACCGUCUGAAGGACCCCAUCUUCUUUCACGCGGUGAAGUUGCAGAACGGCGAACAGCUCACGACGACGCAGCCCUGCCUCGAAGAGCCGGCGGUGAAGAAGGAGCCUCUCAGUCAAAGUAGUGACGAGAAUGUUAAGUGCACGAUGCAGCAAACUGACGACAACGAGGACUGUGUGUCGCCCGCGAGCGUGACUAAUAUGACCGCUGCCUAUACCGCGCCGUUCUUCGCCGCGUUACCGUUUCUAUCGAUGGGCUUGCCAUUUCCCCCCAUAUACAUGUACCCUAACUUAAUGUCGUUAUCUUACUACCCCAUCGUGCAAGUACCGAACGCACCAGUGGAAGCGCCGAAGCCGAAGCCGGCGUGUUCGUUUUGCAUGGAGCACGAGGGCUCCCUUACCUGCCUGUACUACCAACGCGACGGAGACGCUCUCGAGCCGGCGAAGACUGAGAAUGAGCAGAAGCAAGAGGAAGGCGGGUUGGUGAUACGCGCGGACACUCCCAUAGCGUCUCCAAAGAAUCCGGGCUGGUUCGGUAAGGGAUACCGCAAGGGCAUGAAGAGGAAGCGGUAGCAUCUGCUGCAUACAAUCUGCGUGGCGUAUCCGCUCCGAUCCACUCCUCUUCUCGGGAUUACAAUAUAAUCUUAUACUGUACGAUGUAGCGACAUACGCAAGUAUUUAAAGCCUCCAUAUCGUAAGGGAAACUCGUGCAUAUUUUGUAGGUUUAUAGCGACUUGAUUCCAGUAUUCGAAGCUUUAACAAAUAGACUGAGAGAUUUUUCAAACGGUCCCUGAGUAAUAACGCAAACAAAGACAAUCCAUUACUUUAUCCACGUCAGAGAAUAGAUUAUCUUGCCUCGUCAAGCUUCCGGGAUUUUAAACUGUCCUUGUGUAAUUUCAAGAAUAGGGAAAAUGGGAUGCACAAAUUUGUCGGUUGGUCUACAGUUCAUUUAAGAAGUUACUUCCUUUUUAUAUUUUGACGACUGACUUAAUACUGACUUGACAUGAAACAUAAGCUGUUACUGCAUGAUGACAGUGCAGUCUGUCAUAAAAUCAUCUCUAGAACUUAAUACUUUUAAAGUUAAUCAUUUUGAAACCGUUGAAGUAGUUUGGUCAUCGUGAUAAAUUCCAUUUCGUCUAAGUGCACCUAUUUUCACAACAACAUAAAGUUUAAUUUGUAUCAUAAUAUAUGUUUUGUGGAAUCAAUUUUAAACAAUUUAUUAUUAUACUAGUAGGACGAGUGAAAAUUAAUAAUGAAAUGUUAGACAUCCCUUAUAAGUCAGUUUUAUGAUACUUUCAAGAAUAUCUAAUUUUUCUCAUGUUCGUGACAAUAUGUCAUAGGCUGGGACAAAUGUAAAAAUGAGACGAAUUUUACUCGAUGAAUUUAUUGAUAACAUAAAUAUUCAACGAAUGUCUUCGAAUGAGAUAUCGGUUAGAAAAUCUUUUAAUAAUUUCUAGAACAAUUAUUGAGAGACGAAAUUGUUCCUUUAUAUUUAUUGCUUUAUUUAUUAUUGUCCUUAUUUGAAUUAAUCAAAAGUAGCUUUGGUGUCUCAGUCUGUCGUGUUCGUAUUCGUAUUCCUGUAUAUUGAGCUCGUAUACUGUAAUACAUAAAAGUAGUGUUAUAUGUAUACUAAUUGUCGAGUAUAUUUUAAUAUUUAUAUAAUAUUUCUUUUAGAGAGGAUAUAUUUAGUGGAACAUAUAAAUAACGUAACAUCAUUAUCGUCCGAAAUAUUUUUAUAAAAUAGUUGAAAAUUAUUUCUUACUAUUCUAAAUUAUUGCCAUUGCGCACAUCACUUUUGUUACACAUAUCUAGUAGUUAGUAGUAUUUGUUUGAUAAAGAGAUAGACUCGGCAUUAACAAUAUGUGAAAUUCAAGAGAGAUUCGGCUGUGUGUAAACGUUACAACAAAAUUUAUUUAUUUAAUUUACGAAAUUUAAGGCAUUUGAUUAUUUAUCUCAAACGACAUAUUUUAUUCACAAAUAUAAAAAUAAAAUAUUUUAGAUAAUUAAAAUGCGCGCGCUAUCAGAUAUGACAACACUUUAACCAAGCGCCAAAUCUACCUUCAUAUUUUUAUGUUUUCUAAUAAUUUCGCGUGAUGUAUUCGCGAAUAUAUUUUAUUAAAAUUAUACAUCUCAGUUGUUGAUAUCUUAGAACCAGCUCAAUAUGCAUGCAAGAGGCGCACAUCGUGUAUAUAUUUCUAUUGAUGUAUUAUUUCGUUAUCAUAAUUGUUAUCCAUAUUUAUAGAAUUACUUUGAUUAAUCUUCUAUUGUCCUAACUAAUUUUUAGGAUUUAGAGGAACGCAUAAAGCAGGAAAGUAAAUCAAGUAAAAUAAAGAAUAGAAUUCUGAAAGGACGCAGAAAUGGGGUUUUCUUGUGGAACUAUAAUUUCAAAGUUAUGAUAAAUAGUUAACGAAGCAAUAAAAAAAAGACCACAAUUGUAAUUGAUGUGGAAUUUGUACAUGAAUUAGGCAAUAGAAGAUUAAACAUUUUAUUUAAAAUGUCGCAAGCGCAAUGUCGGCAAUUCUAAAAACAGCAAUAUACUAAUUAGAAAAUCGAUUUAUAAAUUAUAUAUGCGUGCCGUGUGAUAUGUUUUUUCUAUAAGAAUCUAGAUUUUCGUUCGAAAUUUUAUACAACAUAAUAAUAUAUAUUGGUCAUAUAUUAGUAAGAUGAAAAUGCUAGUUCGUAUUACAUAAUAAAUUGAAAUUUAAUGUGCGUAACCGUGUCAAAAGUGAUUUUAUCUCGUGAAUGAUCUGUCUGAGAUUUAUUUUCUAUAACAUGUGCAUUGAACGAACAAUAUGAAGCCAUGAAACAUAUUGAAGACUCGUUACACAUUACUACCAUUAUUAUGUCUUCUUCCGCUUUUCUCUUUUCUCUGAAAAAAUGCGUUUCUUGAUAUCGCUAACUAGGCCAAUAAAGUACCGCUCAUACAAUCAAA
Ooceraea biroi (clonal raider ant) is the source of this 4023-nucleotide messenger RNA. RefSeq names its product sirtuin 7 (gene Sirt7). Gene Ontology annotation, molecular function: NAD+ binding; histone H3K18 deacetylase activity, NAD-dependent. Lineage: Eukaryota; Metazoa; Arthropoda; Insecta; Hymenoptera; Formicidae. The record is from RefSeq and is a predicted model, not a curated record. Gene Ontology annotation, cellular component: chromatin; nucleus.